Molecule: messenger RNA, 1104 nt
Organism: Penicillium manginii
Lineage: Eukaryota; Fungi; Ascomycota; Eurotiomycetes; Eurotiales; Aspergillaceae
Product: lactonase family protein
Exons: 7
Coding region: 1-1104 (367 amino acids)
Molecular function (GO): protein binding; 6-phosphogluconolactonase activity
Source: RefSeq, a predicted model, not a curated record
AUGCAGCUCCACCACCUACUCACUGGGUCUUAUACCAACAACACGCUGUUUCUACUUGCGUUUGACACUGUAUCCCGAACUCUAUCUCUCAAUUCGACUGUUCCGGGAUUUGGAUUGCACCAAUUCGUGACCAGCAAUGAGGCUAAAAACCAGGUUUAUGCAACCACCAUGAGUGAGCCCCCACGGUUGUUUACUUGGGGAGUUGAUGAAGAUUUCCAGUUCACCCAUCUGAGUACCAACAAAAUCACAUCUUCGGCCUGUUAUAUCUCCGACGAUGGCCAGUAUUCGUUCUCCGCUGGUGGCCCAACCGCGCAGAUAAAUUCUCUGGGCGACAAUGGAGUCAUUGGUAAUCAGACAGACGAACUUCAUCUUAUCCCUGUUGAAGAUAUUGACAGUGUGGACAAGACCCGAAAUGCUGUUUUGCACGGCGCUCAUGCUUUUGAUGUCAACGUGAACAAAAAGGGCUUUGUUCCCCAUCUCGGUAUGAACUCGAUCUUCAUGUACGAUGUUGCCGAUAAUGGCACCGCCCAGCUUCUAUCGAUAAACCUGAGCCCAACGGAUGGUGAUGGCCCUCGUAACUCGUAUGCUAGCAAGGAUGGGAGGCUUCUCUACGUGGUUACCGAACAUACUCAAUGGCUCGAUGUAUACGAAGUCGGUGAAACACAGCUAAAGCAUGUUCAGCGUGCCAGUGUGAUUCCUAAAGAUGUCAGAGGGAACUAUACAUUCCGUAGUAACACGGUCAGACCCUCUAGAGAUGGCAAGUAUCUCUUUACCUCCACUCGCAGCUGGGAAUCCCCAGAGAUAAAUGGGUUUGUAGCUGUAUUUGAGAUGGAAAUGGAUGGGUAUCUCAAAAAGGAAGAUGCUGUGGCUUUCUAUGAGGCACCAGUAAGUCUUGGUUCCGCAGGUGGUCUCCGCGUCGCUCCUUGGGAGGACGAGACCAACUGUGAUCCGGAGGGUCUGACGGAUUACAUGUACCUCAGUGAUACUUCCGAGGGUUGGAUGUUUAUUUUGGGUUGGACUCCAUCGAACUAUUCUUUGGACCUUGUUACAUCACUUCAAUACCCAGACAACGCUUCGCCAUAUGAGGCUACUUGGCUGAGCUAG